This is a messenger RNA of Lagenorhynchus albirostris (white-beaked dolphin), 3629 nucleotides long. It is a transcript of the gene VIT, whose product is annotated as vitrin. The record is from RefSeq and is a predicted model, not a curated record. Lineage: Eukaryota; Metazoa; Chordata; Mammalia; Artiodactyla; Delphinidae. Gene Ontology annotation, biological process: positive regulation of cell-substrate adhesion; extracellular matrix organization. Gene Ontology annotation, cellular component: interstitial matrix. The transcript is spliced from 13 exons. The coding region runs from base 150 to 2033 and encodes 627 amino acids.
UGGACCUCUUCUUAUUUCUUCUUUAGAAUAAUUUGGAUGGGAUCUGUGAUGCAGAAAAGCUUAAAGAAAAAAGGAUAUCCAUUCUCUGUGGUGGAAAAAUUUUGAAAAAAAAAUUCCUUUCUUCAAACAAGGGUGCCAUUUUGAUAUUUAUGGGGAUUGCUGUCCUCACUAUGAAGGCAUCUGUUAUUGAAAUGUUCCUUGUUUUGCUGGUGACUGGAAUACACUCAAAUAAAGAAAUGACAAAGAAGAUUAAAAGGCCCAAAUUCACUGUGCCUCAGAUCAACUGUGAUGUGAGAGCUGGAAAGAUAAUCAAUCCCGAGUUCAUUGUGAAAUGUCCAGCAGGAUGCCAAGACCCCAGGUACCACGUUUAUGGCACUGACGUCUAUGCAUCCUACUCCAGCGUGUGUGGCGCUGCGGUUCACAGUGGUGUGCUCGAUAAUUCAGGAGGGAAAAUACUUGUUCGGAAAGUUGCUGGACAGUCUGGCUAUAAAGGGAGUUACUCCAAUGGUGUCCAGUCGUUAUCCCUUCCACGAUGGAGAGAAUCCUUUGUCGUCUCAGGUGAGACCACAAAAGCCUAUCAGAGCCCAUCAGCUCCAGGGACAACCGCACAGCCAGUCCCCCUGAUGCAAGUACUGGGGACCACCGCAGUUGAAGGCACCCAUACCACCUUGCCAAAGCCGCCCCCAUCUGCAGGCUCUACCACCAGCAGCCUCAGACCACAGCCCGUGGGCCAGAGAAGCCAGGAGCUGGCAGGGGAACCUGAAUUGUGGAAACCUGGAUCGGUGCUUCUAGAUGCAGGAUUUGUUCCAAAAAAAGAAUUAAGCACACAGUCUUUGGAGCCAGUAUCCCAGGGAGAUCCAAGCUGCAAAGUUGACUUGUCAUUUUUAAUUGAUGGGAGCGCAAGCAUUGGCAAACGUCGAUUCCGAAUCCAGAAGCAGUUCCUGGCCGACGUUGCCCAAGCUCUUGACAUUGGCCCUGCCGGUCCACUGAUGGGUAUUGUUCAGUAUGGAGACAACCCUGUUACCCAGUUUAAUCUCAAGACUCACAUGAACUCCCGGGAUGUGAAGACAGCCAUAGAGAAAAUUACCCAGAGAGGAGGGCUUUCUAAUGUAGGCCGGGCCAUCUCCUUUGUGACUCAGAACUUCUUUUCCAAAUCUAAUGGAAACAGAGGCAGUGCUCCCAACGUGGCCGUGGUGAUGGUGGACGGCUGGCCCACGGACAAGGUGGAAGAGGCAUCAAGGUUUGCAAGAGAGUCAGGAAUCAACAUUUUCUUCAUCACCAUGGAAGGUGCCUCUGAAAAUGAGAAGCAGUACGUGCUAGAGCCCAACUUUGCAAACAAGGCUGUGUGCAGAACCAACGGCUUCUACUCGCUCAGUGUGCAGAACUGGUUCAGCCUCCACAAGACGGUGCAGCCCCUGGUGAAGCGGGUCUGUGACACCGACCGACUGGCCUGCAGCAAGACCUGCUUAAACUCGGCCGACAUUGGCUUCAUCAUCGACGGCUCCAGCAGCGUAGGGACGGGCAACUUCCGCACGGUUCUCCAGUUUGUGGCCAACCUCAGCAAAGAGUUUGAGAUUUCCGACACGGACACGCGGAUCGGGGCCGUGCAGUACACCUACGAGCAGCGGCUGGAGUUUGGGUUUGACGUAUACAGCACCAAGCCUGACGUCCUCAACGCCAUCAAGAGAGUGGGGUAUUGGAGUGGUGGGACCAGCACGGGGGCUGCCAUCAACUACGCCCUGGAACAGCUCUUCAAGAAGUCCAAGCCCAACAAGAGGAAAUUAAUGAUCCUCAUCACUGACGGGAGGUCCUAUGACGAUGUCCGAAUACCGGCCAUGGUCGCCCAUCACGAGGGAGUGAUCACCUAUGCCAUAGGCGUGGCAUGGGCUGCACAGGACGAGCUGGAAGUCAUCGCCACUCACCCUGCCAGGGACCACGCCUUCUUUGUGGACGAGUUCGACCACCUCUACAAAGUGGUUCCCAAGGUCAUCCAGAACAUUUGUACAGAGUUCAACUCACAGCCCCGGAACUAAAUUCAGAGCAGGCAAAGCACCAGCAGAUGCCGCUUUCCCGACGGACUCUCGGACAACCCCCAAUGCUUUAUGGGACACACGUGGGGCAGCAAGGCACUUAGGGCUUGGAAACCACAUGUUGUUAUUUUUCUUUGCCAGUGUGGUGUUUCAUACUUCGAAACACAGAGUUAGAAAGGUGAUCAUAAAUUUGUAGAAUGAGCCAAAAUAAUACAUCGUUUUGGGAAUGCUGGGGAUUUUACAUUUUGAGAAUUGUUUUCAAAAUAAAAAUUGAGAAUAGAACACAGCACUUACGAAGGCUUAACUAGAGCUUUUGUGAGAUUUGUAACAUUUUAAUUUCCCAUUAGAAUUCUGUAACUCUCCACAAGUUUCAUUUUUGUCAUGACAAUAUAGGAGAUGCUUAAUUACAUGUUUGACAGGAUUUCAUGCAAUCACGCUGACCGUGUCAUGGGUAGUGUUCACAGGGUUUGUGGCAGGGCCACCUCUCUGCUCUACUCAUGCCCCAGAGCACCUGCCGUGCACUCUCUCCUGGCCCAAGGUGACAGCGCACCCACGGGGGUGCAGAGACAAGGUAACAGCAGCACGGCAGCGCCUGAUUUACCUCCCUGUUCUCUGUUAUCAGAAUCACGGUGUUCCUGCAGUAUAUGGAGCAGUUGGGGAAUGGCCCUGGAGGACCACACUGACCUGGCUUUAAAAGUGGUGCAUCAGGCUGGUGCAGCCACUCUCAGCCCGAGCUGCACAUUAGAAUCACUUGAGAGUACAAUGCUUGUUCCCAGGCCCACGCUAAUCCAGUGAAAGCUGAGUCUCUGGGAAGGGAGUCUGAGCAUUGGCAGGUGGUACUGAUGAUAUGCUGCCAGGAUUGAGAACUACUGAGCUGCCUCGGAGGGGCCAGUGUUAGAGCUGUUUCCUGGGAGAGCCCCUGUUUAUGCCUGUUGUUGUUGAGUCCCAUUUAGUUUAGCAUUUGUCUUGCAUAUUUCAUUUGUUAACUAGAUACUGUUAUUACUAGUUGCAUUAAAAUAAGCUGGCAUGGGUUUGGUUGAACUCCACUUUUUUUUACUUCUGGCUUCUACCAAGGACUCAUUUAUUAGGAUGUGAAAUUACAUACACCAUAGGGAAACAUUCAGAAGAAUCCUAAAUAGAGAUGACUAACUUGACAAGUUAUAUCCUGUAAAAAUAUGUGCUGGAGAAUGCUACUCUGAAUGGAGGCCAAAAGACAGUACCUGUGUCAAUACUUGGGACAAAAUAUUUACAUAAGAAAUUCUGAAUUGAAAAUAGCAUGCAUUUAGCAGAAUUUGCAUAGAACUUACCAAUUCUCAAUACCUGAGGAGUUAUUGUCAAUUAAAAAUGUUGUGGUCUACAGAGAAAGGUGUCAGCAAUUUCAAAUUUAUUAACGAUAGAUUUUAUUUCGAAAGCAAUUGCAAACAGAUUUGUUCAAAACCUUCAAAAUACGAAAACUAGCUUCGAAAAGGAAAUUCUUCAUAAAGAUACCAGUGACACAUUAUUAGUGACAGAUUUAGCUAGGAAACUAAUUAAAGAACAUAAGUACUAGGAUCAAUUAUUCUGCCUAUGAUUUUGAAUGUGCAGAUAAUUGAUAUAAAG